GUCAUCGAGGUCACAAAUUUUACCAGGUCCUAAAGAGCCAGCUUUUUGCGGAAAGCUUUUUUGAGAAAAUCCAGCAUACAUUCCUCGAUUAGUUGGCAGGGGGCUAUGAACUUAACUUCAUGGUGGCCAUCGACUUUACUGUUCUACGUUAAGGACCGACGUUACCCUGCUUGGGGUUUCGGAGUGCAGCCCAUUGAUGGCCCUGUUUCUCAUUACUUCAAUCUAAAUGGCAGCAGUGACUACUGUGAGGUGGGAUGAAUCCAGGGUAUCAUGACAGCAUACAUGAAUGCCCUUUUUAAUGUUUCGCUUGCAGGACCAACUAUAUUUGGACCAGUAGUUACGUCAGCUGCCAAUAUAGCAAAUUAGUCUUUGAUGAAGGGCGAGCGGAAAUACUUCGUUUUGUUAAUAAUCACGGACGGAGUGAUAACAGAUCUCCAAGAAACAAUGUAUGCCAUUGUUCAUGCUACGGAUUUGCCAUUGUCAGUUCUUAUUGUUGUGGUGGGAGGAGCUGAUUACAAGGAAAUGGAGAUUUUAGAUGCUGAUAAACAGAGGCUUGAAUCAACACGUGGACGUGUUGCAGUGCGUGACAUAGUCAAAUUUGUUCCCUACUGGGAUGUACAAAGUGGAGACUCGGUCCGUCAGUCACUUUUAGCAGAAUUACCUUCUCAGUUUUUGGAAUACAUGCGGCUCAAAAGGAUCCAGCCAACUUCAUGAUCAUACGAGAAUUGUACAUACAAAUGUUGAUUCGUGUAUUGCCCUGUUAAAAUCGUCAUUUUCAAGUUUGUUUCCCGAUGCUGUCAAAAGUUUUGCUUUUCGAUGUCUGGUUACAUCUUUUACUUCAUAUUUCCCGGAAGCUUGUACUUAUUAUAAUUCUUCAUAAUCAUGUUAUUUAUUUUGUUGAUAAAAAUUCAACGAAGCUCGUUAUCUUUGUACUUAUUGAGUAAAUGUAAUUAGUCAGGAUGAAAGGAUGCAGCAACACCUCCCUUUCGUGAGUA
Lycium barbarum (goji berry) is the source of this 995-nucleotide messenger RNA. Its product is annotated as protein BONZAI 1-like. Gene Ontology annotation, cellular component: plasma membrane. The transcript is spliced from 6 exons. The coding region runs from base 373 to 714 and encodes 113 amino acids. NCBI's taxonomy places the organism in Eukaryota, Viridiplantae, Streptophyta, Magnoliopsida, Solanales, Solanaceae. Gene Ontology annotation, molecular function: calcium-dependent phospholipid binding. The record is from RefSeq and is a predicted model, not a curated record. Gene Ontology annotation, biological process: cellular response to calcium ion.